Paramecium sonneborni is the source of this 506-nucleotide messenger RNA. The record is from the annotation of a GenBank genome assembly. NCBI's taxonomy places the organism in Eukaryota, Ciliophora, Oligohymenophorea, Peniculida, Parameciidae.
AUGGAUGCCUAUAUUUGUCCAAAAGCCUAAAACAUAUCUCCUGAUGAAAUUACUGUGUAGAAAAAACCUUAAAUUGAUAUAUACAAGCCCCCUUAAAUUCAUAAGCUAUAGCCUAUAAUUAAAUUGAGUUUUCCUGAAGAGAAUAUGGAUAUUCAAAGAGAAAGAUAAUAUUCAAUGCUUAAACAGACAACAUAAGAUAAUAGAAUAUCCAAAUAAGAAAUAAAUGAAAAUAGAAUUGAACAACUUGAAUAAAAUGAAGAAAACCCUUUAUAUUUUUAAAAUGACUAAAGGGAUUAAUAAAAUGAUUCAAGAGAAGAUUCAAAUAGUGCACUGCUUGAAGGUUAUAUGACAUUAAUAGAAUAGUUAAAUAUAAACCAAUACUUAAAAAUCCAAUUAGUCCAAAGAAUUGUUAAAAUGAUGGAGAAUCACAAAAAUCUGUCAAAAAGGUCACGUUUAAUAAAAAGUAAAAUGUAAUUUAUAGCAGCUUCAGAAAAUAAAAGUAAUGA